Prorocentrum cordatum is the source of this 3450-nucleotide messenger RNA. NCBI's taxonomy places the organism in Eukaryota, Dinophyceae, Prorocentrales, Prorocentraceae. The record is from the annotation of a GenBank genome assembly.
UUGGUUUUUGGCCGUCUAGGGGCCAUCUUGAACCCGUCCUUGGGCCGUGGUCUGCAGGUGGCGUAGAGGCCGCUCUGUUCAAGGCAACGCUGGCAGCUUGAUGCCUUCCUCGGUUUUCUUACCCCGCCGUCCUGCCGCAAUGUGACCCGGCGACAGGAGAGACCGAACCACCAUGAGUUGCGAAUGAUGUUGGCGCUGCCCCGCCGAGCGCCAGAGCUGGCACAGAGCCCCAGUGCCAGCAGCGGGGGCAGCUCGGCAGACGUGGCCGCAGCGGCGCUCGCAUGCCUGGCGGGUUGCCGCACCGGCAAGCAAGCCCUGGCCCUGACGCCGCGAGCGCCCUUCCCACGGGCCCGCCGGUGGCGGCCCGCGGUGCCCGCCCGCCGUCCUCCUUGAAGCAGGUCUUGCCAUGGCCGGCCGGGCCGAGCUGAGGCGCCAGGUCGCCCAAGUCGGGCUGCUCGCCAGAGCGAGCGAUUGGGAGUCCGCGAUCCUCCUCCUGGGCCGUGCCGCGGGAGCGGGCGCGCACGACGCGAAGGGCCUCGUGAUGCUGCACAGCGCGGUCAUGACCGCGUGCUCCCGUGGCGUGCAGCCCAGCCGCGCUCUGCUCGUGUUCGAGCGCAUGCAGCAGGCGCGGGCCAGCCCCGACCUGAUCGCCUUCAACUCGGCCGUCAGCGCGUGCUCCAAGAGCAGUGACCCUGCACACGCCCAGCGGCUGCUGCAGGAGGCGAGGGCGCGGCGUCUGCGACCAGACAUCGUGACGUACAACGCGGCGAUGUCGGCCUGCGAGAGGGGAACGUCGCCGCAGGCCGCAAUGAGCCUCUGGGCCGAGCUGCGGCUGGCGCGCCUCGCGCCCGACCCCUUCACCUACGGCACCGCGGUCGCGGCCUUUGCCAGGGGAGCCGCCGUGGCCUCGGCGCUGGAGAUGGUCGAGGGCAUGCUGCGGGAGCGACGCGCCCUGAGCCCGGUCGCCUGCAACGCCGCCCUGAACGCGUGCGCGCGGGGCAGCCGAGCGGACCGCGCCCUGCGGCUGCUGGCCGAGAUGCGCGCCGGGGCGGUCGCUCCGGACAUCGUCUCCUACGGCGCGGCCAUCAGCGCGUGCGAGAAGGGCGGCCUCCCAGAGCAGGCGCUGGGGCUGCUGGCGGCCCUGCGGCGGCAGCGGUUGCUGCCCGACCUGGUGGCCUGCAAUGCGGCCAUCAGCGCGUGCGGGAAGGCUGGGCUCUGGGAGCGCGCGCAGGCCCUGUUCUGGGCGGUGGCGGAGUGGCGCCUGGGCCCCGACGCGGUCUCGUGCAACGCCAUGGUCAGCGCGUGCGAGAAGGGUUGGCAGUGGGAGGCGGCCCUGCUGCACAUGAGCCUCAUGUCCUCGUGGCGGCUGGAGAGGAACGCCAUCACCUGUAGCGCUGCCAUCAGCGCCUGCGAGAAGGGCAGGCAGUGGGAGGCGGCGAUGGCCCUCCUCCGGGAGAUGCCAGAGGCAGUGAUUGAGCCCGGCGCCAUAGCACAUUACGCGGCCAUCCGAGCGUGCGAGGUCAGCGGGCAGUGGGCCAAGGCCCUGGACCUGCUCGAGUCGAUGCUGGGAGCCCGCGUGGACCCUGCUGCUGCCAAUAGCCCAGACGCCGGCUGGUACGUGCACGGCUUCGAGGCUGGUGGGCCUGUGGACGUUUUCAAGCACAUCGUUCUCGUGACGCUGUUGCAGCAGAUGGCGGCGGACGCAGACCCCUUCACCUUCGUUGACAUGCACGCUGGUGCUGGGGUCUACGACCUCACCUCCGAGGAGUCGCUUCGGUGCCGGUGGUUUGAGGAGGGUGUGCUCCGGCUGUCGCACGCUGCCGACCGCUGCGGCGAGGAUUUGGUUGCAGACUACCUGGCCGCUGUGUGGAGGUGCAACAGGGCCUUGGGUGCCUCCCCGGGCGCCCUGAGCUUCUAUCCUGGGUCGCCUGCGCUGGCGUGGCAGUGGCUGAGACCACAGGACAGCGCCGUUCUCUUCGAGGCCGCCGCCGAGCCCUACGAGGCCCUGAGGCGGAGCCUUGCCCUGCUGGAGCGAGGGGCACGCCGCCGCCUCACGCUGCUGAAGGAUGACUCCUACCUGCGGCUCACACUUGGGCGGUUUUCCUGGCCCAAGGGGCGGCAGCUGGUGCUGAUGGACCCGCCAUACGACUCCAUCACGUCCCAUGCAACGUGGAAUGUCUUCGUCAUCAGGCACCUGCUACACAGAGCGCCCUCCAGCUGCGUGGCCCUGUGGUACCCGCUGGUUGACCAGGAGCAGGUCGCAAGUCUGCACAGCCGGGUCCGCAGCCUCGCCGCGGGCAGCGUGCUUGUGGCCGAGAUGCAGCUGGAGACCUCGCGGGCGCGUGGGGCGGCCUUGCAGGGAUCAGGCGUGCUGGUCGUGAACCCGCCCCGUGCUGUCCACGCGCGGCUCUUGUCCGCGCUGCCGGGGCUCGGCGGGGCUCUGCGGGCCUCUGGUUCCCGUGUGCUGUGGUUGUGAGGCCCCGCGGGGCGGUGCCAAGCGGGCGCGCCGACGGUGACGGUCGCGGAGCAGGUCGCCGUGAGCCAGACGGGUCUUGAGCGGGAUCCAGGAGGGGCUGCAAGGUCGGCGACUAGAAAGGGUACGGUUGCGCUGGUGUCUGGUUUGCGAUCUUCGUUCUUGGGGCUCGGGGGGCACCACGUCGCCCUCGUCGGGCCUCUUCGGGGCGCGGCGGGGAACUCUGUCGACCACCACCCUGGGUGCGCGUUGCAAACCACACCCUGUGCAGACCACACCUGUCGGAGUCGCCGACAAGGCUCUGGGAGAGCCCCGGGGCCCCCUUCCUCGACGUCGCGUUGUUAUUCGGUGCGUGGCCCCUGGAGCUCUCGACCCCUGCCCGGGGGCCAGUCGUCCAUCCCGAGCCGUGUUCUGAUGUCCCGGGGCCCGAGAGCAGGCCCCAGAGGCCAGUUGAGAAAGCACGGCGAUGCAACGUCCGUCUCGUUGUCUGAGCAGUGCGAUUGACACCUGGGUCCAGGCUCCACGGCAGAGAGUUUGCUGUUGUUCAUGGUGCCGCGGGCCUCGGCGGGCACGACCGGGGUCGGAGCCGUCGGUAGGGCGCGCGGGGAUGCGCAGGCGCAACCAGCUGGGCUCCUCGCCAGGCGAGCGGCGAUGCCUGGCGUGACGCGGCGGGCAAGCGUCCUGGCCACCGGAUGGAUCCAAGAUUGGGCGACGCAGAAAAAGGAGGUCGUCUUCACCGACAUUGGCGCACAAGCUGCCCGCGUAAGGUCGCGCGUAAGCGCCCUCGUCUUCACGUAGUGUGCCACCCUGGCGGCCCGCGUAACCCACCGCGCAAGGUCGCGAUGUCAAUUCGGACGUAAAUUGACGUUCAUGAUCGUCGUUCAGAUGUCCGAGGCAGACACGGGGGGUGAGGACUAUGCGUGUGUGUGUGUGUGUCUGUCUGUCUGUGUGUGUGUCUGUGUGUGGUGUGUGUGUGU